AUGGCUUCUCAUCUAAAAGGUGUUGCAAAAUCAACUAUGUCAGGUCAAAUACGUAAGGAGUUGUGUGAGUACAAGAGAGAUGAUCCUACAAGCACACAAAAAGACUUGCAGAGAUGGCUUGAGGAAAAAUUUCAGUUGAAAGUUAGUCAAGGAACAAUAUCAAACACACUAAACGGUCAGAUGAUUAUCUCUCUGCUAAAAUAG
This is a messenger RNA of Lathyrus sativus (Indian pea), 204 nucleotides long. Lineage: Eukaryota; Viridiplantae; Streptophyta; Magnoliopsida; Fabales; Fabaceae. The record is from the annotation of a GenBank genome assembly.